CAUUGGCGGUGCUGUGGGCGGGAAGCUUGUGUGUCCUCGCCCUCGCCCACCGCCGUCGGCCGUGGGUCCUCGCGGAGGAGGCCGGCUGGUGUCAUUCGUACCCUUGCUGGACAGGAAGGGGGUGGUGCCUGGCGCGGGGAUAUCUGCACCGAGUCUUUAGGGAGCAGGUGGCGAAUGGGAAGAAGGGUGUUCCAGACGAGGGAACGGAGUGGGCAAAGGCUGAGGCACGGAAUGGAUGGACGUGUCCUUCGGCGCCCAUGCUUGGUUCUUUGUUGGGACCUUUGCUCACCUGGGGGGACGUUAGGAGCACCCCUCUAUGGCCUUCUUGGAAACAGCAUCCCUAGCUUCGUGUUAAACCCAAAAGGAGACCAGGGGUGUUUCAGACGGAACAGGGAUGGAGUGCAAGCGGCUGCCCGCUGGUGGGGACGCUUUUGCUCCUGCAUGGGAAUGUUGAGAUGCCUCACGCUCUGGUACAGACCAACAGGUGUUCUGACAGUUGCUGGAGUGGGGGUAUUGGGGGAGACAAGCUGAAGGACCGAGCAAUCAUCAAGGGAGAGAGAGGGAAGAGCACAGCGAUGGGAGGAAAUUCGCAAGGGAGCACUUCCCAAGCACUUAGCACAUCCACUUUAAUGAGACUUGAAUGUGUCAUCCCAUCCACUUGCCUGGCAGGUCUCAGGGUCUCCUAAGAAAGUCACAAAGAAGAGGCCAUGGAUGUUGAAUCGAGGAGGAACAAGAAGAAGCAGUCUUUCGUGAAGUGGUCAGUUUUACCCGGGAUCCUCUGCCAGCUAGAUAUUAUGACAAGGACACCACCAAGCCCGUCAGCUUUUACUUACCUUCGCUGGAGGAACUCUUGGCGUGGACGCCCGAUGCGGAGGACAGCUUUAAUGUGGCCCUGGAACCCCUCAAGUGUCGGCAGCCCCCUCUGAGCAGCCAGAGGCCCCGGACAUUGCUGUGCCAUGACAUGAUGGGCGGAUACCUGGAUGACAAGUUCAUUCAGGGCUCGGCGGCGCAAAAUCCCUAUUGCUUCUACCACUGGCAGUGUAUUGACAUCUUUGUGUACUUCAGCCAUCACCUGGUGACCAUCCCCCCCGUGGGCUGGACCAACGCCGCCCACAGGCACGGGGUCUGUGUGCUGGGGACUUUCAUCGCCGAGUGGAAAGAAGGUGGGCGGCUCUGUGAAGCCUUUCUGGCCGGGGACGAGCGCUCCUACCAGGCGGUGGCCGAUCAGCUCGUCCUGAUCGCCCAGUUUUUCCGUUUUGAUGGCUGGCUCAUCAACAUCGAGAGCUCUCUGAGUCCGGCCGCGGUGGGGAACGUGCCCCCUUUCCUCCGGUACCUGAGCACGCAGCUCUGUCGGCAGGUCCCGGGGGGCCUGGUGCUCUGGUACGACAGCGUGGUGAGCAGCGGGCAGGUCAAGUGGCAGAACGAGCUCAAUGAACAGAACCGGAUCUUCUUCGACUCCUGCCACGGCUUCUUCACUAACUACAACUGGCGGGAGGAGCAUCUGGACAGAAUGGUAGCACAGGCCGGCGAGCGCCGGGCCGACGUGUACGUGGGAGUGGACGUGUUCGCCCGGGGCAACGUUGUCGGGGGCCAGUUCGACACCCACAAGUCGCUGGAGCUGAUCCGGAAGCACGGAUUCUCGGCCGCUCUCUUUGCCCCUGGCUGGGUGUACGAGUGUUUGGAGAAGAGGGAUUUCUUCCAGAACCAGGACAAGUUCUGGGGCUUGCUGGGACGCUACCUGCCCCCACACAGCAUCUGCUCUCUGCCCUUUGUCACUUCGUUCUGCCUGGGCAUGGGGACUCGAAGAGUGUGCUACGGCCAGGAGGAGGCGGUGGGGCCCUGGUACCACCCGAGCGCCCAGGAAAUCCAGCCCCUGUUUGCAGAGCACAGGCCGGAAGGGGACGGGCAGGGCUGGGUGAAGACGCACUGCUGCCUGGAGGACGCCUGGAACGGGGGCAGCUCCCUGCUCAUCCGCGGGGUGAUCCCGCCCGAGGUCGGGCACGUGGCUGUGAGGCUGUUCUCCCUGCACGUCCCGGUGCCCCCCAAAAUUUUCCUGUCCAUGGUGUAUAAGCUUGAAGGGCCUUCGGAUGUUGGGGUGGCGUUGGAGCUCACCACCGGGGACGCGGGCAGCUGUCACGUCGGUGGCAUCUCGACGUUGAGUGGCCCUGGGCGCCUGGUGCCACCAGGGAGCCUUCUGGCCUCCAGAAGAGGCGCCUCCCCGUGUGGUUUCCUUUGGACUCUCCUCAUUCUCACGUUCUGGGUCUCCUCCCGCAGCAGAAGUGAGCUCCAGGCACAGCCCCCGCCCCCUCCGGGUGCCCCCCACCAAGCUGGCCAGAUGGGUGGGCCACUGCGGCCAGCAGCUCAGCGGGGGCUGGGUCCAGCGCUGCUACGAGGUGAACCUUCGGGGCUGCGUCCUGCAGGACCUCUGGGUCAGCUUCUCGCGGCCUCCCGGCAGCCGGGAGCAGGAGGCCUUUGUCUGCCGCCUGGGAGAGCUCCAGGUGGUGGAUGCCAACAGCCUGCUCAGCCCUCUGCCCCGGGUGCAGGCCGUCAGUGUCUCCCGGGUGCGCUGGCAGCGGGCCGCCCCCGAGGAGGAGGAGGAGGAGGAGGAGGAGGAGGAGGAGGAGGAGGAGCGCCCGGCCCGGCUCCGGCUCAGCUGUGCUCUGCACUGGUCCUACCCCCUGUCUCACGUCCGAUGCUUCCGCAUCCACUGCUGCAGAGCGACCGGCUCUCCUGCGGAGGGGCCCCCGGGGCCGGAGAAGCCCGCGCUCCUGGGCCUGGCAUUUGUCAACCAGUAUCGCGUGGUGGACCUGGCGGUGGCAGCCGCGGGGCCAGGCACGGACGGCCGCGUGGAGUUCCUGGUGGAGCCCGUCUCCAGGGAGGGAUUUCUGGUGCCGAAGGCCGAGUGGGGCCGGGCGGCCCUGCUCUACUCCGGGCCCCACACGUGAGCGAGCAUUAAAGCACAGACCCUCCCGGC
Molecule: messenger RNA, 2974 nt
Organism: Felis catus (domestic cat)
Lineage: Eukaryota; Metazoa; Chordata; Mammalia; Carnivora; Felidae
Gene: ENGASE
Product: endo-beta-N-acetylglucosaminidase
Exons: 14
Coding region: 962-2956 (664 amino acids)
Biological process (GO): protein deglycosylation
Cellular component (GO): cytoplasm
Molecular function (GO): mannosyl-glycoprotein endo-beta-N-acetylglucosaminidase activity
Source: RefSeq, a predicted model, not a curated record